Oncorhynchus masou masou (cherry salmon) is the source of this 2659-nucleotide messenger RNA. Its product is annotated as BTB/POZ domain-containing protein KCTD12-like. Gene Ontology annotation, cellular component: signaling receptor complex. The record is from RefSeq and is a predicted model, not a curated record. The transcript has a single exon. NCBI's taxonomy places the organism in Eukaryota, Metazoa, Chordata, Actinopteri, Salmoniformes, Salmonidae. Gene Ontology annotation, molecular function: protein binding. The coding region runs from base 869 to 1720 and encodes 283 amino acids. Gene Ontology annotation, biological process: protein homooligomerization; regulation of G protein-coupled receptor signaling pathway.
CUCGAGCGCGUCACCGGCAGGUAGGUGGGGUUUAACGGGGCUGAUUAUUUACGGUACUUUUUUGCAACAGCAGAGCUCUCCGGGAUGGCAUAAGAGAGUGGCUAUUACUACGGGAGGAGAAAACCUACCGAAUGAAAGACAGGUAGCGUCGUCCCCUCGGCGAUGGCACGACUAGAGUUGUUUUUGUUCACGGCUCUAGCUCGCAUUUCGUCUGGGAAUUCUGCUUCGUUUAUUGGCUAUUCCUGAUCCGUACUCCAACCGACACCUCCAAUUAUGGAUUGUACUGAAGUUCCACCUUUUGUAUUUUUGCGUCAAGACAAUCGGGCGAAAUAAGAGGAAACGAUCAAGGACUGCUGUGAGCUAUUAUCCAUUCAUAUCCGUUCUCCAUAUAUAGACAAGACUCGUUGAGAAAUGCAAGCGUGAACGGAUUUUGGUAGGCUAUUUUGUUUUAAUCCUCGGGUGCAAUAUUCAGGAUAUUCCAUUGGUUUACGCGUAAAGGACAUGGACACAAGGUGUUUUAGCUACCUGUAGUUAGAAUAGAUGCCUUCGUGUUGUCAAGUUUAGCUAUUAACGGCCUGAGAUGAUAUAACUGCAGUUUAGGUGAUUGCUUUGCUCUUUUAGGAAUAGUGCGCUAUAGUUAAGCCCUUUUUAUCAGCUGAUCAGCUUUAGGGUUUCAGAAAUACCCUUUUGUUCAUUUUGACAACAGAAAACUCAUUUUUUUAAAUUCAAAUGUAUUUCAUAUGAACGCAAGUAACCUAUUCUGAGCUGCUGUGUACAGUUGUAGGCUAUAACUUGGAAACAAAUCUCCCCACCUCACUGACAGUAGGAGUAGGGUUGCAGAGUUCUCUGUAACAGAACGACCAUAGCCAUGGCUCUGCCCGAUAACACCCCCAGCAUUCCUUUAGGGGAAGCAGUCAUCUUCCCUGAGAUCGUAGAGCUGAACGUGGGCGGCCAGGUGUACAUCACUCGCUACUCAACCCUCAUCAGCGUACCAGACUCUCUCCUGUGGGAGAUGUUUAGCAGGAAAUCCACCAAAGGUCUGGCGAGGGACACCAAGGGCCGUUUCUUCGUGGACCGGGAUGGUUUCCUGUUCCGGUAUAUUCUGGACUACAUGAGAGAUCAGCAGCUGGUUCUCCCUGACCACUUCCCAGAGCGGGGUCGCCUGCAGCGGGAGGCUGAGUUCUUCAACCUACCUGAGCUCAUAAAGAUCCUGGCGCCCAAACUCAGCAAGCAGAACUCGCUGGGCGACGAGGGGUGUCAGAGUGACCCGGAGGACUCCUCACCGGGCAUCGACACCGGGCGCAACCUGGCCUCGCUGGGCACCGCCGCCUGCGCCAGUCUGGUCCCCAGUGGAGACGGUAAACGCUCGGGAUUCAUCACCAUCGGUUAUCGCGGCUCCUAUACAUUGGGGCGCGACAGCCAGACCGACGCCAAGUUCAGACGUGUUGCUCGCAUUAUGGUCUGUGGCAAGACGUCGCUGGCUAAAGAGGUGUUUGGGGAGACGCUGAACGAGAGCCGGGACCCGGACCGACCCCCAGAGCGCUACACGUCACGCUACUACCUCAAAUUCACCUUCCUGGAGCAGGCCUUUGACAAGCUGGCAGACGCCGGGUUUCACAUGGUGGCCUGUAACUCCACGGGGACCUGCGCCUUCGCUCACGAGCAGACGGACGACAAGAUCUGGACCAGCUACACUGAAUAUGUGUUCUACCGUGAGUGAGGUCAUCAUCAGUCCUGGGUCCCCUUGCAUCUCUGGAUCCCCUCGUCUCCCUGUAUCCAGCCCUGGGUCCCCUCGUCUCCCUGUAUCCAGCCCUGGGUCCCCUCUUCUCCCUGUAUCCAGCCCUGGGUCCCCUCUUCUCCCUGUAUCCAGCCCUGGAUCCCCUCGUCUCCCUGUAUCCAGCCCUGGAUCCCCUCGUCUCCCUGUAUCCAGCCCUGGAUCCCCUCGUCUCCCUGUAUCCAGCCCUGGAUCCCCUCGUCUCCCUGGAUCCCCUCGUCUCCCUGGAUCCCCUCGUCUCCCUGUAUCCAGCCCUGGGCCCCCUUGCAUCCCUGGAUCCAUCAAUUAUUCCCUUGCCUCCUGGACCCCAGCCCCUGCCCCCCAGCCCCUGCCCCCUGGCUCUUUGGCCCCCUUAGUGCUUCCUAGCCCCCAGCCCUGGAUUCCUGCUUCAAGCACCCCUGGCCCCAAUCUCCAUGGGCCCUGGUCCCCUUCGUCAAGCCCCCCUGCCUCCAACCAGCCGUCCCCUCUCUCCAUAUUUCUUUCUCACCCAUCAGCUGUAAUCCUUACCACCUCUGCGGUCCCCUCUCCUGAUCCAGCUAUAACCCAACCAUUGCCCCAGCACCAUGCCUCAGAGACCUGACCACAGCCCCCCUAACCAUCCUACAGAGACUGCUCCCCCCACCCUCCAUGUACUGUCCGUCCUCUUGUAUAUAGUAUCUGCCUUGGUGAAGCACAAUGCUGUGUGUAAAGGAGCUUGUUUAGUCCAGUUCAGGUCCUGCCUGGUCUGUACCUUUAGCAGCCUGGAGGGGCCAAUUGGAAAAGGACCUAGAUUGAAGUACUAUUUUGUUCUGAAUCUCUCCAACAGACCCUCCUACUCCUCUGAACUAAAAUGGCCAAAUAAUGUGACAUCGAAGCAGCCUAGAGGGAGGGAGAGGGAGGGAAGGA